Molecule: messenger RNA, 2184 nt
Organism: Auxenochlorella protothecoides
Lineage: Eukaryota; Viridiplantae; Chlorophyta; Trebouxiophyceae; Chlorellales; Chlorellaceae
Product: putative glutamate-tRNA ligase, cytoplasmic
Exons: 15
Coding region: 1-2184 (727 amino acids)
Biological process (GO): glutamyl-tRNA aminoacylation; translation
Cellular component (GO): cytoplasm; methionyl glutamyl tRNA synthetase complex; cytosol
Molecular function (GO): glutamate-tRNA ligase activity; ATP binding
Source: RefSeq, a predicted model, not a curated record
AUGGGCGGGUGCUCAAGUCCCACCCUCGUAUACACGGAACGCAACACCCCGUUUGCGGUGCUGGCCACCGCACGCCUACUUCGUGCAGCCAUCAACAUCAAGACUGAUGCCUCCCUGCCCAAAGAUGCAGCCCCGGAGCUGAUCUUCGAUGGAGGGGAGAAGCUGGUGGGCACGGCCACCAUCCUACGGUUCCUGGCCAGGGUGUCCCGAACUCCCGAUGGCUACUACGGCGCCUCCCCCCUCGCCGCUUCCCAGGUGGACUCCUGGAUCGACACUUCCACCGCUCUGGUCCCCGGCCUGACCCUGGAGCCCCUGGCCGAGGCGAUCAGCGCCUUCCUGGCCCUGCGCACCUACCUGGUGGGCCACUCCUUGUCCCUAGCCGACGUGGCUGUGUGGGGCCAGCUGCAGGCCACGCUGCAGUGGGACAAGCUGCGCAAGGCCAACCCCGCCCUGGCUCACCUGGGACGCUGGUACGACCACGUGGGCAGCACCCCCGCCCUGGCGGCCGUCGCAGAGGCGCUGGGACCACGCCGGCGCUUCACCACCCCCAAGCCCACCAACCCGGAGCUGGGCGCGGCGGCCGGCGGCGGAGCCACCGGGUCCUUCGACAUCGGGCUGGAGAACGCAGAGAUGGGCAAGGUGGUCACCCGCUUCCCGCCCGAACCCUCGGGCUACCUGCACAUUGGGCAUGCCAAGGCGGCCCUCAUCAAUCAGCACAUCGCCGACAUGUACAAGGGGCGAAUGCUGGUUCGCUUCGACGAUACCAAUCCUUCAAAGGAGAAGGAUGAGUACACCCAGAGCAUCAUCGCCGACAUGCAGAGGCUGGGCCUGCGCUACGCAGGCAUCACCUACACGUCUGACUACUUUGAGCAGCUGGCCGAGUGUGCGCGGCGCAUGAUCGCCAAGGGCUAUCUGUAUGCUGAUGAUACACCCGUGGAGCAAAUGCGUGAGGAGCGCAUGGCGGGGACGCCUUCUGUGCGGCGGGACAGGCCCGUGUCGGAAACGACGGCGAUCUUCGAGGAGAUGCUGGUGGCGUCGGAGGAGGGCCAGCGGCACUGCCUACGCGUGAAGCUGGACAUGUCGGCGCCCAACAAAGCGCUGAGGGACCCCGUGGCGUACCGCUGCAACCUGGAGCCGCACUGGAGGACCGGCCAGAAGUACAAGUGCUACCCCACCUACGACUUUGCUUGCCCCUUUGUGGACGCCAUUGAGGGUGUGACGCAUGCGCUCCGCACCUCGGAGUACAAGGAUCGCGAGGCCCAGUUCUACAUGAUCCUGAAGCUGCAGCAGGAUGUCUGGCCUGGUCUGCCCCACGUCACCAUGUGGGACUACGCCAGACUGUCCUUCAUCUACACCGUCCUCUCCAAGCGCAAGCUCACCUGGUUUGUGGAAAACGGCAUCGUGGAUGGCUGGGAUGACCCCAGGAUGCCUACUGUCCAGGGCAUCAUGAGGCGUGGGCUAAAGAUGGAGGCGCUCAAGGAGUUCAUGCUGGGGCAGGGCGCCUCCAAGAACAUGACGUACCAGGAGUGGGACAAGAUCUGGACCAUCAACAAGAAGCUGAUUGACCCUGUGUGCCCGCGUCACACUGCAGUCGAGCAGAGCAACAGGGUGCUGGUCACGCUUUCCAAUGGUCCUGCCAGUCCCGAGACCAUGUCUGUGCCUAAGCACGCAAAGUAUCCCCCUGCGGGCGAGAAGAUCCAGACCCGCACCAAUCGCAUCUGGUGGGACCAGGCCGACGCCGCCGUGGUGGCCGAGGGGGAGGAGGUCACGCUCAUGGGCUGGGGCAAUGCCAUUGUGCGGAAGAUCUCUAAGCGCGAGGAUGACACUGUGCAGUCCAUUGAAGCAGAGCUUCACCUCGAGGGAGACUUCAAGAAGACGAAGCUGAAGCUCACCUGGCUUGCAGAUAUUCCAGAGCUGGUACCACUCGAGCUCCACCACCUGGGUUACCUCAUCAACAAGAAGAGGCUGGAAGAGGAUGACAUAUUUGAGGAGUGUGUCAAUAGGAACUCGCGCACCAUAACUGCCGCCGCUGGCGAUGCCAACAUGGCGCAGCUGCAGAAGGGAGACAUCAUCCAGCUGGAGCGCAAGGGCUACUUCAUCGUGGAUGCCGGCGUGGAGCACGGUGGAAGUGUUGUCCUGCUCAACAUCCCGGAUGGGCGCACCAAGAACAUGCCUGGUGCCUAG